AUGAGAAGGCCAUAAUCUCCAGAUACAAUGAUAAUUUCAUUUUAUGAUCUAGAUUUACCCAAAAAUUAGACUUUAAGAACUUAUAAAGUAUAAUACAAUACAACAAUAUUGGAUAUCAAGCAAUACAUUAAAAACAAUUUGAAUGAUAAUUAUGAAAUUUUAUUAUAUUUUGAGAAGGAUAAAUAAUAUAAUGGAGACCCAAAUAGUUAUGUAAUUAAACUUAUGGGUAGUUUGUAAAAUAGAUAAAUUACUUAUAAAAAGGUAUUAUCUAAGAAAUUAAAUUAUAUCUAAAAAUAAUACUAGAUUGAUUAGAAUGAUGAUAAUAAAUAAUUUAAUAAUAAUAGUAAUAUUUUUGAAAGAAACACUUAGAGUGAACAUUUAUCUCAACCAAUAAAUAAAAAUUAAUAAGCCUAAAGUAGUUGGAAUUAGUCUUCAAUUAUUUAAGCAAAAGGGCCAUCAUAACAAAAUUAUAUUACUAAAAUUGGAAUUAAUGAAUACAUUUAAAAUCAUAAUAAUCAAGUAAAUGAAUUUGGCAAUUAAAAUUCUCAGUAAUUUAUUUUUCUAUAUAGAAUUUAAAAUAAUUAGUAAAGUAUAAAUCAACAAUAACUAUAAAACUUAGAUUAAUAAAACAAAGAAUUGAAAUAUUAAAACUCUCAAUUAAAGUAAAAAUAAUAUCAUAUACUAGAACUAAAUUGUAAGAUUAUGAAAAAUAAUUAAGAUAAUACGAAAAUGAAAAUCAAAACAUAAAGAAAGAAAGAGAUAAUUAAAAGUAAAAUGUAUAAUGGAAUCUAAUUUAGGCAAUUAAAUUAACAACAAAAUUGUAAAUUUUUCGAAGACUAUUAAAAAUUACAAACAGAAAAUAGCUACUUAUAAAAUUAACUUUAGAUAACAAAACAAAAAUUUUAAUAAUAAAUUGAAACUUUAAAUAAAGAAAUAGAUGAUUAUAAAGCCCAAAUAAAGAUGAAGAAUGUUUAAAUAAGUCCUAAAUUAGAGAGUAAAAAAGAUCAAUAUUCAAUUGAAAGUUCAUCAUUACUCUAAUCUAAAUACUAGAAUAUAAGUACUAUAAAAAUAAUUAGUUUAAGAUUAACAAUAAAAUAAUUACAGAAAUAAAUGUGGCCAUUAUUUAGAUAAAUCUUAAAUACAAGCAUAAGUAUAUUUUGCAAUUAAUGGAAAUAAAAUAGUUUAAUGCAAUAUUUGUUAAGCUCCACUUUAAUCCAAACUGUGUUUAUUGAUUGAAGAUUAUGGUAAGAUUAGUUUGGAAAUAAAAUCUUAAAUUGAAAUUAGGAAUAUUUCAUAAAAUAUAUUUAGAAGUUUAAAAUAUCAUGAAAAGAUUAUAAAGUGUGAAAACAAUAAUUGUCAAUUCUUUUGCAUUUGGUAAAUUAAUUAGAAACAAAUUCAAAAAUAUAAUACAAGGUAGAUGGUCUAAACAAAUGGAUUUUGCCCCAUAUGUUUAAAAUAUAGUAUAAUCAGUCCUAGUCCUGAAAUAUAAUCUCCAAUGUAUAAGACAUAAUAAAAUUUUUUUAGAAAAUCUUGA
Paramecium sonneborni is the source of this 1534-nucleotide messenger RNA. The record is from the annotation of a GenBank genome assembly. NCBI's taxonomy places the organism in Eukaryota, Ciliophora, Oligohymenophorea, Peniculida, Parameciidae.